Molecule: messenger RNA, 1734 nt
Organism: Physcomitrium patens
Lineage: Eukaryota; Viridiplantae; Streptophyta; Bryopsida; Funariales; Funariaceae
Molecular function (GO): zinc ion binding; nucleic acid binding
Source: RefSeq, a predicted model, not a curated record
UCUGCGCUUCACACCUAAGUGCUUUGCUUGUGAGACAGCUUUGUUGCCGCUUCCAACACUCGUUUUUCCCUUUGCCCUUUUGCCUUCAAGGCAGUUCAUGCGCAAAUUCCGUCUCUUUCACGCAUUUUAUUAUUUUUCCCUCACACUUUCUUCCUUUCCUUGUUUUUGUUUUUUUGUUUUUUGUUUUUUGUUUUUUUUUUUUUUCCUUCUUAUUUCCCGCCUCGUUUCAGGAGAUUUUGUAUCGUGCCGCCUUCAAGGUCGUUCACGCGCAAGUUAGUAUAGGUUUUCGGCGUUUUUGUGUAAGAAUUUCCUUAUUCUUUCUACAGUGUAUCCGUCGAGUUUUUUGUUCUCACAUGAGCAGAAGAGCGGUGUGAUAUCCACAAAGCUUUGUCUUGGUGGGCAGUGGAGAUUUUGAUUUCAUCAACUUUCAAAGCAGGAGUUGGAGGAGAGAGCGCUCCAUAAGCGAGUUCGAAGGUUGCAGAGGAGGUAGAGAGGCUUGCUGAAAGUGGACAAGGGGGGUGAAGGAAGACGGUCCUUAUCUAAUCAAUCGGAGGACUUAAGAAUCAGUGUGAAUGUCUGCGCUGGAUACCCAGACGAAGCUAGGAAUGAGUUUAGAUGAUCUCGCCGCUCGAGGCGGUGGAGGCCGCCGCAUUCAGAGUGGGAUAGUAGGGAAGCGUUCGUUUCGCCGAAGCAGUCCUUACAAAGUAAUGAACCCACGGGAGGGCAACGGGUUUGGCCCACGAUCGGGGCCUUCCAGGGGGGCAGCUCCAGAAUUGUGUAACAACUGUAGGCGCACCGGACAUUUUGCUCGCGAUUGCCCAAAUGCAGCAGUGUGUAAUAAUUGUGGAGCCUCAGGGCAUAUUGCUGCUGCAUGUCCAGUGGAGCCUUUAUGCCGCAACUGUAAGAAGCCAGGACACAUCGCGAAUGAGUGUCGAAGCGAGCCAAUCUGCAAUACCUGCGGGAAACCCGGACAUCUUGCCAAAGGUUGUGCAGUGCAGGAAGGAGGGAUUCCUAAAGCGUGGCUAUGCAAUAACUGUUAUAGACCAGGACAUCUUGCUGUGGAUUGUCCCAACGAGAAGGCGUGCAACAAUUGUCGCCAGGCUGGACAUCUGGCAAGGGAUUGCCUCAAUAGUCCCGUGUGCAAUGGCUGCAGCCAACCGGGUCACAUUGUACGAGAUUGUCCUCUGAUGGACUCUGCCCCUCCUGUUCGAGGACCUACUUCUACUUUUAAUCCGAAUGAUAUGGUUUGUCAUAAUUGUCACCAACGCGGUCACAAAAGCAAAGAAUGCUUGCAGGUUGUGGUCUGCAAUAAUUGUGGAGGUCGGGGACAUUUAGCUGUGGAAUGUCCAUCUACACCUAUGUUGGCGAGACCACGUCGAAGGUGAUGAAGCAUACUUGAAGAAAGACUUUCUUUCAGUUGCCUUGAGUUUACGAGACAGACUUACGGUUGUAGUAUGGAACUGCCAUUACCAAAAGUGUUGCAAUUAUAAUUAAAAUACAAGCUGACUUUCUAGCACUUCUUAUGUUUUGUAGUCAACUUGGGCUGAAAGCAACGAAGCUAUUUGCUAAGAAAGUGUUGUUUAUUUCUGGUUGGACAUAGAUUGCCAGUAAAGGUCUAGAACUGGAGGUAAGUGUGGUUUUAUUGCAAUAAUGUGUUACUAAGCGUCUUUUUUUACUCAAAUUUCACCAACUUUGAUUGUUACUAUCAGUGUUGGAUUGUUCAUUUUUGACCAA